Saxophila tyrrhenica is the source of this 1182-nucleotide messenger RNA. RefSeq lists its product as uncharacterized. Lineage: Eukaryota; Fungi; Ascomycota; Dothideomycetes; Mycosphaerellales; Extremaceae. Gene Ontology annotation, molecular function: iron-sulfur cluster binding; catalytic activity. The record is from RefSeq and is a predicted model, not a curated record. The transcript has 3 exons. The coding region runs from base 1 to 1182 and encodes 393 amino acids.
AUGGCAGGUACGAAGGACAAGCUCAUGCGUUUCUUGAGCUCAGUACUUCCAAAGGUCAGCGACGAAGCACAUGAGGGACAGCAACCGGGCUGGAACAGCGAUUCAUCCGAUCAGUUCAUCCGAGAUGUUGAGGAGGGUAUCAAGGCCGCACCAAUGUCUAUUCGCCUUACGCCUCACAUCCUCAGCAUUAUCGAUUGGAGGCACCCUGUUGAAGACCCGAUCCGCUGUCAAUUCAUUCCUCUGGCCACUACGAUCGUCCCGGAUCAUGCUGCAGUGUCAUUGGAUUCAUUACACGAGACUGACGAUUCGCCUUUGGAUGGCCUUGUCCAUCGGUAUCCCGACAAGGUGCUCUUCCUCGCGACAUCAAUCUGCCCGGUAUACUGUCGGUUCUGCACCCGAUCGUACUCCGUCGGUGGUCCCACCGAAUCCGUCACGAAAGCUUCCAUGAGGCCAACGCUUCGGAGAUGGAAUGCGAUGUUCGACUAUAUUGCUCAAACACCAGCAGUCCAAGAUGUGGUGGUUUCAGGCGGCGACUCUUACUAUCUUGCACCCGAUCAUGUGCGGCUGGUUGGCGAACGGCUGCUGGACAUGCCUAAUAUCAAGCGCAUUCGCUUCGCCACCAAAGGUCUCGCUGUCAACCCAGCUCGCAUUCUCGACUCCAAGGACGGGUGGGCCGAAGCUUUCAUCGAUGUCAGCAACAAAGGUCGAUCUGUGGGCAAGCAGGUGGCCAUGCACACGCACUUCAAUCAUCCGAAGGAGAUCAACUGGGUUACAGAGCUUGCCGCCCGUCACUUGUUCGAACGCGGCGUUAUAGUUCGAAACCAGACCGUGCUAUUGAAAGGAGUUAAUGACGACAUCGAAACCAUGUCGAAGCUCAUUCGCCUGCUGGCGGACCUCAAUAUCCAGCCGUACUACGUUUAUCAAGCAGACAUGGUACGCGGGACAGAAGACCUGCGCACGCCGCUAUCCACCAUCCUCGAGCUGGAGAGGAACAUCCGAGGCACGAUUGCUGGCUUCAUGACACCGUCGUUCGUGGUAGAUCUUCCUGGUGGCGGCGGAAAGAGAUUGUCCAACAGCUUCGAGACUUACAAUUCCAUUACUGGCAUCAGCACGUGGAAGGCGCCGGGCGUGACUGGUGACAAGAUCUUCGAGUAUCAUGAUCCGUUGCCGAGAGUGGCAUGA